Gambusia affinis (western mosquitofish) is the source of this 7460-nucleotide messenger RNA. It is a transcript of the gene gpr185b, whose product is annotated as G protein-coupled receptor 185 b. The transcript is spliced from 2 exons. The record is from RefSeq and is a predicted model, not a curated record. The coding region runs from base 148 to 1341 and encodes 397 amino acids. NCBI's taxonomy places the organism in Eukaryota, Metazoa, Chordata, Actinopteri, Cyprinodontiformes, Poeciliidae. Gene Ontology annotation, biological process: G protein-coupled receptor signaling pathway. Gene Ontology annotation, molecular function: G protein-coupled receptor activity. Gene Ontology annotation, cellular component: membrane.
AGAAAGACAAGGGGGAAACCCUGAAAGAAGACACAACAGUCGCUCAAAGGAGGAUACAGGAGCAACAGAAGCAUCCCGGUUCCUUCAAGGGGAAGAAAAGGACGAGGAGCUGGUACAUUUUUGAAUUCCUUUUCCCAUCUCUGUGGCAUGGUUCCCCCUUUAUUCCCACUUUCUCUCCAGCAUCCCCCCCUCUCCAUCCUUCCCCGCAUGCCCCCUCUCGUUGGCUCAGGGACCGCACUGCUGCAGCUGAGUGAAACGGUUCAAGCUAUGGUUCUCACCCUGGCUGCCACCGCAGCAGCCAUGAGCAGCGGCGGUGGCACCGGCUUCAACACUUCCUCUCCCCUCGACCCAUUCGACUCCUCAACGUCUUGGAGCGUAAGCGAGGAUCCCUCCAACUCUUCUUCAGAGCCCUUCUUGAGAACUCUGACUCCGGACCUCCAGCCGGCGACCACUGCUGGCACCGUGCAGGAAGUCAGCCCUUGGGAUAUUGCGUUGUGCGUAACAGGGACGCUCAUCUCCUGCGAGAACGCCUUGGUCAUCGCUGUGCUGUUCUACACGCCGACACUUCGCGGGCCCAUGUUCAUCCUGAUCGGAUCGCUAGCCGUGUCAGAUCUUCUGGCUGGUCUGGGCCUCAUCUUAAACUUUGUCUUCACCUAUUUGAUCGAUAACUCGGUGGAAUUUGUGACGUUGCUGUCGGUCGGACUUCUCAUCUCGGCCUUCUCCGCGUCCGUCUUUAAUAUCCUCGCCAUUACGGUUGACCGCUACCUGUCGCUGUACAAUGCCCUGACCUACCACACCGAGCGGACAGUCACUUACACUUACAUAAUGGUGGUUUUUAUCUGGGUGACGUGUGUCACUCUGGGCCUCCUGCCGGCACUCGGAUGGAACUGCUUCAAAGAUGAGUCUUCGUGCAGCAUCUGUCGCCCAGUCACCAAAAACAAUGCGGUGGCGCUCGCCGUCACCUUCCUCCUCGUCUUUGCCCUGAUGAUGCAGCUGUACCUUCAGAUCUGCAAAAUCGCAUUCCGCCACGCACAGCAGAUUGCGGUACAACACCAGUUCAUGGCCAUCUCCACCACCAAAGGGGUCUCCACGUUGUCGGCCAUCCUGUGUGCCUUCGGGGUUUGCUGGCUGCCAUUUGCCAUGUACUCCAUUGUGGCCGACUCCAGCUACCCCAUGAUAUACACCUACGCCACCGUCCUCCCGGCCACCUGCUGCUCCGUGAUCAACCCCGUCAUCUAUGCUUUCCGAAACCCAGAUAUCCAGAAGUCUCUGUGGAUGGCUUGCUGUGGGUGCGUCCCAUCCAACCUCUCCUUAAGACCCAGGACUUCCAGUGAUGUGUAGCAAGAAAGGCUAGGGGGUCUAGGAUGAUGCAAGACGAAGAGUCGGGGUAAAAAGAUCGAGAGUCUGGCGUGAGAAAGGCAAGAAGGCUUUGCUCUCCUCCUCGCAUCAGGGCUGGAAAGCUGAUGACAAACGCUGAGCUGGCCACAGUCAAAGAGGCACCGACAGAUGACUGAGAGGAGGCAUGGUCAAAAAAAAAAGAAGGAGCUAAUAAAGGCUAAUAAACCCUGGAGAACAACCAACUGCAGGAAGUAAGCAGCAGGAAACCAACUGCAAAAUCGUGAUUCAAGGUAUAUUUUUAAACUCUCUACUUCUUUGGUGAAUGAGAGAAGUGAAGCCCCUCAUGAGUAGCAUAUGUGUGAAGGUGAAAUUUUAGUGGAGGAAAAAAAAAUUGUACUAAAUCUCCAGAGGAUGCUCUGGAUGGUUAUGCAAUCAGGAAGGAUGCUUAAAAUACUGUACAUCUCUUCACUCAAGUGUUUGAAAUCAAGUGCUGUGUGGAUAAAAAUACAAUGAGCUAAAAAUGAAUGACUUUCAACAUUCUCAAUGAGCUAUAUUUGUAGUCGACUCUUGAUAAAUUACUAAAAAAAAAACUGCUCUAAGUCAGCCAUGUUCCCUUUAUUAGAAGCAGAUUAGGUGAAAAGAGUGCAGCAAAAAUUAGCUUUGUAAUUUCCCCAUUACUUUCUAAGCCCAUUUUAAAUUUACCCAACGCCAACAUCCCAGCCUUCUGUCGUCAGAAGUUCAAAUGAAAAACAACAACCAAAAAUAAAUCUAACCAUUAAGUGAACUGAUAAGUAGGAAAAUUUUAGGGAGGGAUUACUAAAUUUAGACCUGGCAUGUGUUGUCCUUGGCGUCAUGACAUCAAACCUGUUCGGCAUCUGAGGAAAAAUAGGUUUCUCAGGCUGCUGCUGGGCUGUGACUACAAAGCAGAGCUGAAUUCAGCACCAAGGACAGCUCACUGCAGAGCGCCGCUACCCUGGGAAAUGCUCUCGGCUGUGGUGGUGGUGGUGGUGGAGGGAGGGGGGUCUGAAAAAGUAGGCUAUGCUGUUCUUUACACCAUCUUGCUAAGGAUCGGGAGACAGAGAUGGGGCUUAAAGGACAAUUGCAUUUGAUUGCAGUAGGUCUAUGUUUAGUUCAGAUAGAAUCACACAUAGUUCCAUGUUUUGAUAGGACUAUCAAAACUGUCGUCUCGUUUGACGUAAUGGGGCUGCUUUUGUUCAAUACACAAAAACUACACUUACCUUUGUGUUUCUACUCUAACUUUAGCAAACAUUGAAAAACAUCCACUAAAUUAAACACUUGUUUUCAAAAGCUUAUUGCGCACAAUUGUAGUAUUUUUAAUCUGCAUUGUGUAGACUAAUACAAAUGUAAUAAUCCGGUAUGAGCAGGUAAACUAGUAGGACUAUCUGCUCUGUAGCACUUUCAGUCAGCCGAUAACCAGACAUGCUGCUUGUAGCUUACCAGCUGUAGUGUUUAAAGAGCGUAACAUGUACAAGACUCAGGGUUUCCCUCAGUGUAUUAUAGGCCUGGCGGUCCACCAGGCUUUACUUGUGCCCCCACCAGGCUUAGCGUUGUUAAUUUAUCUGAGGUUUUUACUAAAUUAUUGCCUUUUUUUAAGACUUUGUAGUUGGUGGUUAGGUAUUAAUCUUUCAGUCUUCCAAAAAUGCAUAACUAUCAAGUAAUAUUUUCAAAUUUCCUGUUAACUUUAAACCCUUUUUAAUUCAAAAACAUGGCAGCUGGAUGGAUAACCGACCUAUGGUACCGAGCAUCGGGGCUUAAACCCUGAAGACUGACAGGGUUUCUCUGUUGGAUUAUAAGCCAGGCAGACCACCAGGCUUUUCUUGCCCCCAUUCACCAGACUAAGCCUUGUUUAUUUAUUUUAAAUAGGGACUUUUUAUAUUCCAGUAACAGUGACAGUAAAGACGGUUUAUACUGACCGCAUUAAGCACCUGCCCAUUGGCCUCACAUGCUAUAAUCGUGAUGCCUGCUCAUCCACCUCUGAAUUUUUGAAACUAAAACACGAAAACAAGUGGGCUUAGGAGAUUUCCUGUGGGAAACCCGGUAUAUUUCCAAAAAUUUGUCUUUCUUGUAAAUAAGGGUAAAAAUAGGGAGUGCCUUCUUUCAGCUGGCUGAUCAGCAGUGCGCAGUAGCAGACGAGGAAAGGAAAGGAAAGCAAUGCUUUAUCCUACACUCCAAUCUCAUCAAAACAAUGUUGAACUGUAUGAAUUAAAUCACUGGAAAUUGUGUCGAUUUGGAAUCUGCACCUUUUUAAAGCAUCUGGGUCAGUCGGUUCAUGCCUGCCGGGAACUCCCCUGUUUAUCGCCAAUCUCCACACGGCCGUUCACCCAAAGCAGCUAAACUCAAGCACUCUAGAUUGCUUUGGUUUGUGCUGCCGUGUGACUUCCAUCUCAAUUCCCCAGCUUGCAGAACGUCAGCAGCAGCCGGAUUUGCUCUCGCCCCGCCCCGAAGAGGCAGUUGCAACUCUGGCCCGGAGCUCCUCUGAAGGCUCGGCGGGUUAAUGAGAAGCCAGAGAGAAGAGGUGACGUGGCGUGAAAUAGAAACGCCAGGCGAGAUGUAGCUUAACGCAGCCUUGACUCACACAACUACACAGCUCUCUUCCACUGGAGGUUGGAAGGUGUAUUUCCAACCCAAAAGGCAUCGCCCAAGUUUAAUCCAGUUAAUGUUAUUAACAUCUCUGCACCAGAGAGAUGAUGUUCAGAGAAGGAGCUAAAGAGGCGAUCAUUUCCAGUCCUUUGUCUGCAUUUAAAUGAUCUGCAUAGAUAGCUUUCUCGCUCUCUCGUGUUCCUCUGCACAACCUCAGAGAGAGUUACGAUGACUAAGCUACUGGCAUCCUGCUAAUGUAGGUGUGUGGGAGGUGUGCUGGCUUUGGGAAAAUCUAUAUGGGCUGUAGAUUCAAACUAAAAGUUUAGAGACAGAAAAAAAGAAAUAGCUGGUUUUUGCAGCAACGGGGAGUUUACUUUGAAUUUAGUGCUUUCCACCAAAUAUGUUGAGGAGAUGAAAGCAAAAAUCACACCGUUGAAAAAGGCACAUAGGAGAAGCAGUUAGCUUUUGUUAUUUUCUGUGUUGUAUACGAAAACUUUUAAAAGAAGCAUUUUCUACGUUUCUUGGCAGGAAAAGUACAAUCAGUUGUUUUUGCAGCCGUUGUUAGCAAAACAACAGCUGCACAGUUUUCUGUCAAAGACAAGAUCAUUUAUUUGUGUCUUAUUUCUUUUGGCUUUCCUUGCUUUUGGUAUGACAUGGAGCAAAAUAUACUUUGCUGCAUUUUGCUGUGUACAAAAAGCCACAAUGAAGGUGUAGAGAAAAAAGAAAUGUGGUCAGCUUGGAAACGUCGCUGGAAAAAAAAAAUAUCGCAAAUAACUUGACUUCAUACUGGAUUUAAAAGGAAAUGAUCUGAAUGGAUGGUUGUGUAUCCAAAGUACUAAAUGUUUCAAACAGCAAUCUAAAAACAUCGUAUAAGGUGAACCCAUCUAUCAAAGAAGCUUUGACCACCUCUCUUUUGUACCAACACUGCAAUGAUGGAACUGCCUAAUUAACCGCUAGCAUCAAUAAUUAGGUAAAAUCCAUUCAAUUACCCAGAGGCUCGAGAUGGAUGUAGUAGUUUGGUACGUUGGAGAGUAAAGUAAAGUGAAAGUAAACUCAAUGGUUGAAUCCAUUUUACAUUAAAAGCGGAUGCAGAAGGUUUUUGUCAAAAAAACCAGCCUAAGCAUUUGUCUUUGGAAAUGCUAGAUGGGACAAACAGGGCUGUGGUGAAUUUGGUGAGUGAUCGUUAAGGUUUGUACUGUUUCUGUACCCGAUUUGGUCUGAUAUCUAAACGGUGCACAACAAGAACAGCUCCCUGAAAUUCAUAAAGACCUGCUUGAGCAGCUCAAACGGUGGCCGACAAGAGACAAAAAGCUAUGGACCGGAUUUGAAAGGGACAGAGUUAAUUUCAACAUUCAAAAACCUGUAAAAAAAAAACAAAAACAAAAAAACAACCACAAUAAAACAAAACCCUUUGCUUUCUUGCUAGCUAAAAAGCUACCGCUCUCAAAGCUAACCGAUAUGGUUUCCAUUGGACUACAAAUCAUUUAAGUAAACUGGAAAAAUUAUCAAGAUCUUUCAGUGAUACGCCACAAAUUUGACAGAUGUCCAUGUUCCAACUGUAAAUUAAAUCUCAUGAAAAAUAUGUUUUAGAAAAUUGUUCUUUCACCUUCACAACAGUGACUAAUAUAUUAGUAUCAAAGUAUCGAUAUAUUUGGGAAUAUAUAUAGGAAGUCAACCGAAUCUCCACAGACAUCUCUUAGACGUAAAGUAAUGAAUGUUCUUGCUUCAGAAACCAAACUUGAUGAAUGUCUGGAAUUAAUAGAAAAAGUCUGUGUGAUGGUGUCAUCAAAUUGUUCAUUAAUUGAUCAAAAGAAUACAGUAUGGUCAUUUUCUUCUUUAACAAGGUCAAAAGAUUUGAGCUGGAGUUCUCCACUUUUUUUUUAGCUUCAUGUUCAAGCUUUGGUUUUAUCAAACCGACAUGUUUUUAGACCAAGUUGUGCCAUACAAGGUUUGUUGUGUUUUCGACAACCGGCAGUAUUUUCUCUGGCAGUGUUGGCUUGAGCCACCGUAUGAAAGAUUUCACGAGGGUGAAAAAGAUCCAAAGUGAAGAAUUGAUCCAACUCUGGGGGAAAUCGUAAAAACCAGACAAAGAACCCUCGAGCCAGCAGCUUGAUGAAGUUAUUUCCAACAUUUAUCAGCUGACAGCAUGAGUAGCAUUCAUGGUGUUGUUUUCAUUUUGUUUGUUUUAAGAUGAUGCUCACGGUCCCAUCUGGCACGUCCAGCAGUUUAAAAUACUCAUCUGUGAAUAUGGCACUAACUCAACCAUUCCUGGGGACGGGAGUGAAGCGACCUCUCACUGUGUGUGUGUGUAGGUGUGUGUGUCUGCUGUCCUGUGCGUUCUCCACCAAGACGCAUAGCCAAUUGUAAGGAACCAUAACUGAACUAAGUCUCACUGUAAACACAAACACUCGCUGAAUGGGUCUGUCCGAUGCUACGCCCGACGAUAAUUGUUUUGCUUUUUGAGUUUUUUUUUUUUUUUUUUAUGAAACUGUUCAAGUGAGUGUGUGUUAUUCUUUCUUAUGCAAGGCUGUACAGAAAUGUAUAUUUUUGUAAUGUUUAUCAUCAGGGCAUGAGUUCCAAGAUAUGCUCCCUGCUGUACAUGUGUGAACGUUUCUUCCUCUUCUUACGUUUUCUUCCUAUUUAUAAAUGUUUACCGUUUCCUUUUUGGAGGGAAAAAUAAUUUAUUGAACAUGCUGAAAAAGUGCCAUUUUUCUUAUUUUAUUAUUUUUUUUACUUAUUUAGUGUCCUAUUUUUGGUUCCUGUAAAUACAUCUUUGUUUAAAGGUGAUUCUCGUAGCAGAAUCUGAAGUCAUUGGAGUGCUGAUUCCUGAAAAAAAAAAAAAAAAAAAGAAAAAAAAAAAAGAACAACAAGAUCUCAACACAGCAGCUAAAAGCGGAAGGAUCUAAAAAAGGUGAAAAUAGUGUGGUAUUUUAAAAAGGGUUCUAGUGAGGUAUGACUGAUCAUCACGCCGAGCAAAUGGAAUAAAAAAUCUUCUGAACUGCAGUGCUGUGAAGAUGUGUUUGCCCCUUUACAGAUUUCUUCCCUUUGCCCUUUUUAGAUCAUCAAACUAAACUUCAUAUCCCUGAAUUAUAGCUUAAGAAAAUAAAUAAAUGAACAAAUAAUGAUUUCAUUGACCAGAGGAAAGCUGCUAUCCAAAGCAACCUGUGAAAAUUUAAACGCCACAGUUCAUAAAACUGGCUUAACUUGAGCGACAAGAUGUAAAAUUGGUGAUAUCAAUUUUGACCUGCCCAUGUUUUCUGACUCUAAACUUUUAAACAGCACCCACAUCAUUUUCCAAAAGUUGCAGCAUCUCUGCUUCCAAAGCUAUGCAUCAGGUGUGGGAAUAAAGUGCAGUAAAAUCGCAUCCAUUGGGCCAGAUGUACUAUUAAUAUGAACAGAGUGAAGGUAUUUCUCUAGAUAUUUUACAAAAUAUCACAUCAGUAUUUCGCACAUGCCGAUGUUGUGAUAGCACUUUACAGGUAUGAAGUGCUGUCACGUGAUUUAAAAUAUAUCUAUUACUA